AUGGGAAAGCGGAGAUUAGAGCAUGUACAUUGGUCACAACCCCUAAUAGGGUUCUUUCCAAAGGCGGCCGCUUCUCUCUCCGUGAGGGUUAUUUCGAUGGAGAAACAGCGAAAAGUGACACUAGAUCUCGCCCGCCAAUUAGUGAAUGACAAAAUCAGGUUACUUUCGGAUUAUGUAUGCUUCUCUCCCACCACCACAGAGAUCCUUGAGGAGAUUAAGACCACCGUAGAUGCGUUGACUUCACAAGGCCUUAGUAGAGUCGAAGGUAGGUAUCGAUGGGAAUUUGCUCACGAGUAUUUUGUGAAAGGCCGCCCUGAUCUCCUGGUGAAGAUUAGCAAUGCCGGCGGCAUUCGCAUGUGGCUGCAUACAUCGCCGAGUACAUUACGCCGUUUUCUGAAAAGCCAGCAGGAUCUUUAG
Arabis nemorensis is the source of this 417-nucleotide messenger RNA. The record is from the annotation of a GenBank genome assembly. NCBI's taxonomy places the organism in Eukaryota, Viridiplantae, Streptophyta, Magnoliopsida, Brassicales, Brassicaceae.